This is a messenger RNA of Triplophysa dalaica, 2962 nucleotides long. RefSeq names its product toll-like receptor 13. Gene Ontology annotation, molecular function: protein binding; transmembrane signaling receptor activity. Bases 59 to 2962 code for a protein of 967 amino acids. The transcript has a single exon. NCBI's taxonomy places the organism in Eukaryota, Metazoa, Chordata, Actinopteri, Cypriniformes, Nemacheilidae. The record is from RefSeq and is a predicted model, not a curated record. Gene Ontology annotation, biological process: toll-like receptor signaling pathway; immune response; inflammatory response. Gene Ontology annotation, cellular component: membrane.
UUAUUCUGAGCCCCGGUGAAAGCCACAAUCUUCCUCUUCCGCCUCUAUAUUAAAGAAGAUGUCUAACCGAAACCACAUUCUAGGAAGCGUCACACUUGAGGAAGUUUCUGCGUAUCUUCUGGUUUUGCUCUGUUGUGCUCACGUCAACCCAACCCAUGGAUUUUCAUUAAACAACUGCACGAUCGGUUUCCCCUUCCAGUACUCUGGAAAUCUCAAGGUGACGUGCAACAGGAUGGGCUACAGGGAGGUCCCUAGACCGCUACCCAACAACACCGUCAAUCUGGACAUUUCCUUCAAUUCCAUCUCCAAGAUUCUUCAUUGUGAUUUCAUCAGCCUCACACAUUUGAUCACAUUGAACAUGUCUCACAACAGGAUAUCUGAAAUAGAAAGCAGCACUUUUAGUAGCUUGAGAAACUUAACAGAGCUCAACUUGUCCAACAACAAACUAAACAAUGUGUCUGCCGGUCUCCUUAGCGGUCUCAUCACUCUUUCUCAUUUAAUGCUCGACUCAAACUACAUUGAGACCAUCGAAAACCAGUCUUUUGUAACUCUUUCCAAUCUGAGGUGUGUCAACCUCACUAGUAAUCGCUUGCAGCACAUUUCCAGACUCCACGGCGUCCUUCAAGUACUCACUUUAGAGCAUCUAUACUUGGGAAAGAACGGCUUUGCAGUACUCAACUCAAGUGACUUCCCAUCCGCACUCCCCGCAUUAAAACUGUUGGAUUUAUCACUGAAUCCAUUGAUAGUGUUCAAGAUAACAGAAAACAUCUUCCCUGCUCUUGAGUACUUGAACUUGUCACGCUGUUUCUACAAAGGAUCUGUGGAUUGGACGGUUUCAGACAAGAUGUUCCUAAACUCCGUCAAGACCCUCAAUCUUAGUAAGAGUAAUAUUUCGGAGAAACAACUGGCUCACAUAAUACAGAGUUUCUCAUCUGUUAUGUGGAUGAGACUAAAUGAUUUGAAGGGAUUUAAAGUCCGCAGAAUUUUACCAGUGGCGUGUUCUACGCCUUUAAGGGGUCUUGCCUUUGAGGAUAACGAUCUGUCUGUACUAACUGACGAAACGUUCAGUCCUUGUACAAUCCUGAAUGAGUUACACCUAAGAAACAACAGAAUAUCAAGGAUGUAUAAAUCAACCUUCAAAGAUCUGAAUAACUUGACAGUGUUGCGUAUACAAAAGAACAAGUUGACGGAGUUGAACGGAACUCUUCAGGACCUUCCCAAGUUACAGUUACUCGACCUUCAUCUAAACCACAUGGAAAAUCUCGACUGCUCGGAUUUUGCAAAUCUAACAGAGUUAAGGACACUCUACCUGCAUUCUAACAGAAUUACGACAAUAAAGGCAUGUAUAUUCAAACAUUUAGAAAAUCUAUAUGAACUCGAUUUGAGCACUAACAGCCUGUUAACGGUCGGUUACGCCUUCACAAACGGCCCCCAAAAUCUUAAGCACCUGAAUUUGAAGUCCAACAAAUUAAGCGUCAUCCAAAACAACUCGUUUAAAGGUCUACGGUCCCUUAUGGUCUUAGAACUCGAAGACAAUCAAAUAUUAGACAUUAAGUCCUACGGCUUCGCAGGAAUGACAAAUUUAACAGAGCUUAAUUUAUCAUCAAACAAAAUCACAGAAAGAAAACUAAGAAACCACACAAUCUUCUCAAGUACACCCAGCCUUCGGAAUCUGCACAUGAGCUGUAAUUAUUUGUCGUACGAAAGUCACGAAGAGCUACAACAUCCUCCCUUUGCCACUUUGACCGAACUGAAAGUGUUGGCGAUAAACAGUCAGCGUCGAGGGUUACGAUACAUGCCUUCAAAUUUCCUGAAAGGCCUAAAACAUUUGCAAGCCUUUUACGCCGGUAAUCUGAAUAUGGAGCAUUUGCAUGUUGACACGUUUAGUCACACUCCCAAUCUUGUUAUCUUAGAUUUGUCCAGCAAUAAUUUUGCAGACAGACAUGCCUUGACGGCCAUGGUUUUUCAUCCAAUACCCGGACUAGAGAAACUUACACUAGUCAGAGCUCACCUUCAGACGCUGGACUUCUUUUUGGAAGCAAAUCUCACCAAUCUUAGAAAUCUACGUGCCAACAUCAACGACCUUCAGCUGAUAAACCAAACUGUGAUCCAGUCCCUUCCUCAUUUAAAGAUUCUGGAUUUACACUCCAACAGUUUCACGUGUGACUGUAGUAACGCCUGGUUCGUCGACUGGGCCAUUAUGAACAAUGACACUCAGGUGCCUUACCUUAACAUGUACAAAUGCCGUUACCCUCCUUCUUUAAGCGGAUCAAGUCUGGCCACAUUUGACACAGAAUCAUGCAACGUACAUUAUGACUUUGUCUGCUUUGUCUACAGUUCUACUGCCAUCAUCGUCACUAUGAUUAUUUCAUUCAUCUAUCACUUCCUAAGAUGGCAGGUGGUCUAUGCGUAUUACCUUUUCUUAGCAUUUCUCAAUGACAGAAAGAGGAGGGGAAACAAAAAUCAUGAGUUCAGAUACGACGCCUUCAUUUCCUACAACGUCCGGGAAGAGCCUUGGGUUAUGGAAGAGCUUGUACCAAACCUAGAGGGUCAACACGGCAUGAAACUGUGUAUCCAUCACAGAGAUUUCCAGCCGGGCAAGGCCAUCAUCGACAACAUCGUAGACGGAAUAUAUAACAGCCGCAAAACCAUCUGCCUGAUCACGCAGAACUAUCUGAAAAGCGUUUGGUGCUCAAAUGAAAUACAGGUGGCCAGCUUCAGGCUCUUUGACGAACAGAAAGACGUUUUGAUUCUGGUUUUCCUUGAGGAUAUACCCAUACACCAGCUCUCCCCGUAUUACAGAAUGCGGAAACUGGUUAAGAAGCGAAGCUAUCUGCAGUGGCCCAAACCAGGAACAGAUACAAAAGUCUUCUGGCAGAAACUUAAAAUGGCUAUCGAGACCAAGGAGACUAUGGAAGAUGACACACAGAUUCUUUCUGGACAAGAAAAAGAAUGUUCUUGA